This is a messenger RNA of Papilio xuthus (Asian swallowtail), 430 nucleotides long. Its product is annotated as peroxidase-like. The transcript is spliced from 3 exons. The annotation marks the transcript as partial. Gene Ontology annotation, biological process: response to oxidative stress. The record is from RefSeq and is a predicted model, not a curated record. Gene Ontology annotation, molecular function: heme binding; peroxidase activity. Lineage: Eukaryota; Metazoa; Arthropoda; Insecta; Lepidoptera; Papilionidae.
AUUUCGACAAAAGAGAAUCGAAGUCAGGCCGCUCUUUACCUUUGGAGAGAUUCCUGCGUACAACUUUAGUUCCUAUGGGCAAGCUGAGUGAUCCUACAUUUACGACGCUUUCAACGAAUUUUCUUGUAUUUAUGACGUCAGAUGUUCUAUCUAUACAUGAUACAAUUAAUUACAUCGCAUGGAAACCUUACUGUUGCCUUCCAAAAGGCAGAACUGACAGAACGUGUGUACCGAACAUGAUACCUGACGACGAUCCUGUUCAUAGAUUUUCUGAUAUCAGAUGCCUGAAUAUGACGAGACCUGAAAGUUUUCAGUCAAUUGGUUGCAUAAAAAAUUAUACAGCUCCGGAACGAAUAAUAACAGGCACACCGUCGUUUGAUCUGUCAACAGUUUACGGUAGUUCUUUGAAGCCUUUGUUGGAAAAAGGCCG